Cynocephalus volans (Philippine flying lemur) is the source of this 2986-nucleotide messenger RNA. RefSeq names its product programmed cell death protein 7-like. The record is from RefSeq and is a predicted model, not a curated record. Lineage: Eukaryota; Metazoa; Chordata; Mammalia; Dermoptera; Cynocephalidae. The coding region runs from base 1 to 819 and encodes 272 amino acids. The transcript is spliced from 6 exons.
AUGGGCUUUAAACUCGCCCGGCCCCGCCCGUCCUGCCCGCCCUGCCCGCCUCCGCCGCCACCGCCUCCGCCUCCGCCUCCUCCCCCGGCCGCUUUUCCUGCUCCUCCUCCCGUCGCCGCCGCCCGGACCGCUCGGCGGCCGCCAGCGCGGGAGGAGCCGAGGCCUGGGCGCAGGGUGUGGCGCGGGGGGCACGGGCCCAGCGGCCGCGGGGCCAGACCCUCCCGGAGGCUCCGGCGCGGGCCGGUGCGCGGGGACCCGUCUUCCCGCCCCCGGGGCCCUCGGACGGGGGACCCCUGGACGUGGGACCGCGACCGCCGAGGUUCGGGCGGCCGCGCCAGCGAAAGACAAAUCAGACCUGUUCCGAAAGGCAAUUUCAGAAGGACCAAACGGAGGAGCCGCGGCUGCCCUGGACUCCGUCGGGAGCUAGCGGUCCCCAGACCGGGAAAAGGAAACCUGGCUUUGCUCACAGCCAGCCAGGUCUGGGGCCUCGUCUCUCAGAGCCUCAGUUUCCCCAUCUGCGAUUCCGCUGUGUGGACGUACAUCUAUUUCUCCAUCCAUUCACUGGCUGUGGAAAAUUUGGGCAAGUUCCAGUUUGAGGCAAUUGCGAAUAAAACUGCUGAUGUGCCAAACUAUUUUCAGAAUGCCUAUACCAUUUGCAUUGCACCAGCCAUCGGACAUGGCUGUGAUGCUGGAUGGAGAAUUCUGACCUCCUGGAGACCAGAGACACCACAGGAUGGGGAGACACCACGAUGGGCAGACCAGAUGUGGACAGUGGGAAGAGCCAUCAGAGAGAGGACGGAACCGGGACACGAGUUAUGAUAAGAAAGCACGAAACCCCUGGUGCACUGGCAGCCUUCCUGGCUCCAUGGGGAGUCCACUGAGGAGGAAGCUGACACUGUGGACCUCGAAGUGGAGCAGCAGAGGAGACAUAGGCAUAGGUCACAGACCAUGCAACCCUGGGCUUCACGUUCCACAAGUCACUAAGUGUCCCCGCUGUUUAGUGUUUUGACUGUUGUUUUGACUUUCAGCUUAAAGCAUCACGACUGGUUCAGCGGUUCACUAAGACAUCACAUGGUAAACAGGAGACGAGUGGUAUCACAGGGUUGCUUCUGCACUGAAGCCUCUGGCCCUUUUGCCAUCACAGCACAAGUUACUCAAAUAUUCAUGAAGAAAGUAGAGCUGCUCUAUCAUUGCAUCUACUCGUUUCUCAGGAGUAAGCUUCCCUGACUGGGAAGGGUGCAGAAGGAAGCCGGGAAGCUCCAAGUGGGGCUGGGAAGGGGUGUCAGUCCUCAGCGGAGACUUUGGACCCUUCACCCUACCCUCUGGCUCCCACUGAAAGCUCUGGCCUAGAACAGAGCAUGGGGGUUUGGGGAAGAUGUGUUUGUCCUCCUGCUACGCUUGAUGCUUGAUCUGCGUUGUCUCUGAAAAGGGUACAUGUGUAUACACAGUAACACUUUGAUUUCCAGAACUUUUUUGGGAAUAGGCCAUCAACAUCCAUUCUUGACAUCCUAAUCAAAUGUCUCAAAGACUCUCUCCAACCCUCAAUGCCAAAAUGCCCUCACAAACCCCAAAGACACCUACUCGGGGACUCCUACUCAACUCAAGAGUUGGGGUUGUGCCUGAACACUCGUGUUAGGGUCUAUAGGGAAUGAUAUACCAUUCCAGCAACAUGAAGGACAGUUGUUCCAGAAAAGCCACUGAGAAAUUCUGUCACGGUAAAGAGGACAGAGUUGGAAUUCAAUACGACCACACCCCUUACUUUGCCAUGGGGUCUGGGGCAGACGACCCAGUGACACUGAGCCUUAGGUAUAAUGCAGGGAUCACCUACUGUGGGGUGAGAAUUAAUCAGAUAAUGUGUCCAAAGUGCCUAGCAAUAUACUGGGCCCACAGCAGGUGCUCACUGGGGUUUUUAUUAUGACCUGGAGGCACCUUAGUAAUACUUAGAAAUGCUUAGAAUUAUACUUAGUAAUUCUGGAGUAAUAUUGGGAGUAAUACUUGGAGUAUACAUGGAGUAAUGCUUAGUAAUAUUUGCAGUACGCUCCACUCCUGCUCUGCUACUUGGUGAGACACUUAUUCUGGGGAGAUUGCAGCACCUGCCUCAUAGUGUCUUUUCUUAGGAUUGAAUGAGUUAGUGUAUGUAUGCACACAUAGUGCUCACAUAACACCUGCCGUCAGUAAACCUGGGGUCCAUACCUCCCCAUGAGCCAUCAGAAUAUGUUGGGGAUUAUCGUGAUUCCCAGGACCAUUAUUCUUCCUGCUCAUCCUGCCAGUAGGAUGACUGACCUGGUAUGGCCUCAGUGACCCUCUCCUCUGGGGAAGGAGACACUCAGAACAGCCGCCCAGUCAGGUGACAGUGUCCAAAGAAUGUACUUCUGUGUCUCAUGCAUGGGACAGGACAACUCUGUACCUGUCCCACCCCCAUUAUGUUGACAGGUCCCUCGAAGAGCCGGGCAGGGCUCCCUCUACACUCAAGGAGGCUCUUACCCCACACAUCCAGCUGCCACCUGGCCAGGUGACAUACAUGCCCUGCCUAGGCACACAGGGGAGCUCCAUUCUGGGGGACGUACACCUAAGAAAGAAAAGGAGAAACCAGUGCUGUGUGGCACUGAGGUCUCUUUAUAGCCACUUGUGAAAGAACAGCUAUCACUUAAAAUUUCCCUCAUAUACUCAAGCUUGCAGGAAGAGUUAAAAAUACUGAAAAUAUCAACUACCUAUGUGACCUUUUACCUUUUCCCAAUAAUUAUGACAUGUGUGUUUCAAUCUCAAUUCAAGAGGCGCAAGCUCCAUUUUCCGUUUGGGCGUAGCUGCCUCCAGCACCCCUUUCUAUGAAUCAACACCCGCCACAUGCCUGGCUGCUGGGCAUUUGGCCUGUGUCCAAUUUUUGGCUGCUAUGAAUAGUACUACAAUAAACACCCUUGGGCAAGCUGCUUCUUUUUUUCUUCAAACCCUUUACAUAUUUCACUAGAGCAUUGCUCUUUUCCUUUCC